Molecule: messenger RNA, 2253 nt
Organism: Lactuca sativa (garden lettuce)
Lineage: Eukaryota; Viridiplantae; Streptophyta; Magnoliopsida; Asterales; Asteraceae
Product: RNA polymerase II transcription mediator
Biological process (GO): regulation of transcription by RNA polymerase II
Cellular component (GO): mediator complex; core mediator complex
Molecular function (GO): transcription coregulator activity
Source: RefSeq, a predicted model, not a curated record
GUCAAAAAUUGAUUUCGUCAGCAGUCAGCACCUCGUGGUAUUUGCUCCACAGGAAGAGUCCCCGGCGGCCGCUCCUGUUUCAUUUUCCGUCGACAGCACUUCCCUCCGUUAGCUAUUCCUCCGUCUGUCACCGGUCAUUGUUUCCUCAUUUCUUAAGAUUAGACUGUGGAAAUGGAUGGAAACCUGAGUAUCUCUCUAGACAAACUCCCUGUCAAACGUUUGGAAAUCAUUGAAGAAAAUGGAGCUGAAAAAUUCCCUCCCGAUUUGAGUUAUGAUGAUAACAGAGUGAAUCAAAUUCGAAGAAUAGACUUUGCUUGGGCUGUAGAAAGAGAAGAUCCAAACAAGAAACAAAAGAAAGGCGACUCUACUGCUAGUUCUUCCAAAGAUACAACAUCUUCAUCACCAUGGCCAUGGCAGAACAUGGUUGAAAAUCUAAAAUUGGCUCAUCAAGAACUUUCUGUUAUCAUUGAUCUCAUCAACACUGUUGAAAUUAAUGAUGCUGUCACAGUAGCUGGUAUGACCAGACCAAAACAAUUACCUAAUGAACUUUUAUCUGACCUUGCAGUAUCUACAGCAACAAAACUCCAAUGCUUUCGGCACCUUGGGAAAUACUUUAAGCAAUCAGCCAAAGCAUUAGAGAAACAAGUUGCAAAAGAAGCAAGAUUCUAUGGAGCUCUAAUAAGAUUGCAGCAGAAUUGGAAAGUUAAGAGGCAUAGAAUGGCUGCUUCUGCUGCUGGAAAUGAAGGCUUCUACAUUGAUCUGUUUGACAAUACAUUAUAUGAUCCAACAGCUAUAUUUCGCCAAUCUUCAAUGUCAACUAUUCGUGUUGAACAUGAUAAUGCUGGAAUGCUUGCUUUAAAUCUUCCUUCAAAAGCAUGUCAUGUUCUUCAAUUUGGAUUUGUUGGUGAUGAUAUUCCAAAAAAGUCAAAUGGAAGAACAACAAAUCUAUCAAAUUCAGAGUUUUCUGAAGAAACAAAGAAAGAAGAUGAAACUGAUAAUGAUGAUGAUGAUGGUGUAAAGAAAAGGCAUUCUGAUCUUCGUGAAGUUCACAGAGCUGUUUUUAAUGAACAGGUUUUUAAUUUAAUAAAUCAAGAAGCAUUUGUUCCAUCAUUAGGCGUGAAUGUAACUGGCAUACGAGAGAAUCAUUUACAAUUAAACAUAGAUCAAGAAGCCUCUGUAUUCAUUUCACUUGUAUCAUCCACUCAAGAACAUGAUGCAACUGAUGAUGAAGAAAAUAAUGACAAUAAUGCCCUCAUACCCUUAAUCGAUGGCGAAGAAGAAAAACAACCUGUGAAAAAAAGAUCAUUUCUUCCAAAUAGAAUCAGCUCCGAAAUUCUUUUGAAACAGCUUUUUCAUGAACAUGUAUUUGUUCGGGCAAAGAACCGGUCAGCUUCUCCCAACAAAAGUCAACAGUUCGGGCAGCUAACAAAAGAUGGGUCAAAGUCAAACCUUCUUGGUCAUUUCUGCAUGUCUCUUGCUCACAGAAUAUUUUCAUAUAAAGUUUUGACACAACUUGAAAAUCUGGCUAAGAGUGUAUCGUAUGUUAGUUUGGUGUCUCAUCCCACAUGGACUUCUCGUACAUCUUCAUGGACACUGGUGGUGGAUGUCCCUCCGUCCAUUCUUCAUUCUGGCCACCAGACGUGGGCGGCAAAGAAGAGGGGGAAGUCACAGUUCCACACUAAAGUGGUGGUGAUUGAUGAUUGUAUUAAUAUUGAAGGUGAAGGUGCUCCGAAUGUAGUCGGCCUCUUUAAAGGGAAAUGUGAAAACAGUUGUUCUAUCAAUAGAUAUGACUGUAACUUGGCUGAUCUUCAUGUCAUACUUUUACAACAGGUUGCGAGUCAAAUUAUCCGUUGGCUGCAUGAAGAAGCUCUUAGUGUGGGAAUGAAAGCGAGUCGGGACUUUUUAAGCUUAUGUUUUGAGGUGGAGCAGGGUGAAGUGGUGGGUGUGGUGGCUCAUGUGGAUCCGGAGGAUGGUGAAGGCGGCAUAUCGUGGUGGUUGGUGGUGGGCAAUGGCGGAGGAGUGGAGGAAUACAAGGUUGAAAGAGAGGAUUCGGAUGGGGAAACAAAGAGAUAUUUAGGUCAUUUAUCUCUUGAUGUGUUGUAUGCGACUUUGUUGGAUCUCUUGACCAUGUGUAGCAAUGGUGGAAGCCUCAAGUCUUCAUUAGAUAAUCAACUGUAAUAAAAUAUAAAAUCGACCCUAAAAGAUAGCGUUUGAAUAUUUGAGUUUUAAUACUAAGUUACUUAAUUGAUAGAA